Molecule: messenger RNA, 264 nt
Organism: Stylonychia lemnae
Lineage: Eukaryota; Ciliophora; Spirotrichea; Sporadotrichida; Oxytrichidae
Source: the annotation of a GenBank genome assembly
AUGAGCAAAAGAGGUAGAAGCGGAAGAAGUGGAACUAAACUAAGAAUUUCAUGCGGUCUCCCAACUGGUGCUGUCAUGAACUGCGCUGAUAACACUGGAGCCAAGAAUUUGUUCGUUAUCUCCGUCACAGCUAUUGGUGCCAGACUUAACAGAUUCCCAAAAGGUUCUGUUGGCGAUAUGUUCUUAGCAUCAGUCAAGAAGGAAGAGAAGGAUACUAUCUCUACUUUGAGGGUAAGAAUCUUGAUUGUUUAUAUAUUAUCAUGA